CACUUUUUAUUGCCAUUUAUUUUCCCCAACUCCUACUCUCUUUUCGGCCAAGUGUCCUCGUCGCUCCCUUCCUCCCUUCUAUACGUCCUUUCUGCACGCUCCCUCGCGGCCUUUUUUCCCGCCCGCCUGCGUAUUUAACUUCGCUUAAAAAAAAAAACCCGGAAUGUUUUCGUCAGCCACUUGAACCUCCUCGCGUGGAUUUCCACGCACUUGGUCCGUGCCGAGUGCUCCAGGGAAAAAGUAAUGGACCGCGGCCGCACCCCCAGAUGUGGUCCUGCAUGGGCGUUGAUGCGGUGAUGGACCGCAGUGAAAUGUGAGCUUUGGGGAUGUUUGACACAAGACACGUUAGCAGGCCGGGGAUGAAGACACGUUAGCAGGCCGGGGACGAAGACACGUUAGCAGGCCGCGGCAGAUGUUGCAGCUGCGGGGCAACAAGAGGACGCGACGCCGAGGAAAGGAGACGCCAAGACGUUAUGGCUCAAGAUGUCUGGGGAUUGUAAUCGCUCCUGUGUGCUGGUGUCGCCACGAGACUCCAGGAUUUCCUGCGUCUUCCAAACAGCGGACGAGAAGGAUGACGUCCCGGCGGUGGGAGAGGAGAGCGUUUUGGAGAUGCUGAGCUGCUCCAAGUUCUCCGACCUGGAGACAUGGCUGUGCAUGCCGUCCUCCAUGCUGCUGCCCAGACUCCUGGACUCCACACGCACCUCCUCGUCCUCCUCCUCCAACUGCCGCCAGUCCACAUGCAGCGACGCAGACACGCCGGACAGGUCGCCAGAGAGGGAGGCCGCCUUCCUCACCCCCGCCCUGGGCAAGGAGACGCCCUUCCUGGCCACGCCCCUCCUGCCCAUCCUCUCCUCCACUCCCGCUGCCGUGGCGCUCAUGUCGCCGGGAGACUCCGCCUCCCGAGGCGGGGUCAGCAUCAGGAAGCGGCGGCGCCUCGCCGCCAGUCCCGGGGGACUUCACUGGAAGUCUGCAGUUUCAGUGCAGAGGGACUUCUGGUCAGCCGACCCCGGCGUAGGCGUGGAAGAAGGGGGCGCAGGUGAGCCGGCCAAGCCCCGCCUCCCGGCCCGGGGAGGCGGGGCUUCGCAGGCCUGGGUCGGCCACCGGGCGGCGGUGAGGAAAACGGUUUCGGUGGACGACCAGCUGCUGCAGCCGGCGGGCAGAGAGCAGCGCCACCUGAAGCUGCUGAGCAGACUGGAGAGAGGAAGGAAGAAGCUGCGUAACGUCCAUGUGAGUCCACAUCCAACUGCAUGAAA
This is a messenger RNA of Nerophis lumbriciformis (worm pipefish), 1253 nucleotides long. Its product is annotated as ankyrin repeat and fibronectin type-III domain-containing protein 1-like. The record is from RefSeq and is a predicted model, not a curated record. NCBI's taxonomy places the organism in Eukaryota, Metazoa, Chordata, Actinopteri, Syngnathiformes, Syngnathidae.